AUAUGGCGAUGGCUACAGCUUCACGUUCUAGUGGUGCUAACAUGGCCUCAUCCUCCUCCCCCUCCUCCUCCCAGCAGUCCCCACCUGGUCCCCUUCUGUCCAAUGGGACUACUUCUGGCACCUGGGAGAACAACUUCGGACAGGGUUUCACUGCUCAACAGGUGAGUGACAUCAACACACAGUUGGCGCAGACGAGGACACAGAGAGUGCGGGCUGCUAUCUUCCCGGAGACCCUGGAGUCGGGCACAGUGUUCCCCUAUCCCCAGAGGGACCCCUCGAACCCCACUGCAGUGCAGAAGCUGAGUGAGCCGAGCCACAUGUUGAAACAGGCAGUCACUGGCAUACUCAACUACCAGGAUGAUGCAGACCUAGUGGUUCGAGUGGCGCCUGAACUGAUCCGCCUCCUCACCAGCAGAGAUGUGGCCUCAGUGGCGUCUGCCCAGUUGAUGGUGAACCAGCUGUCGAAGAAGGAGGCCAGCAGAGUGGCCAUGGCCAAGAGUGCCCCUCUAGUGGCCGCCAUGUGUGGAUCACUACAAACAGCGAAUCAGCCGGAGAAUUGCAUCAACAUCUGCAGCACUCUCUGCAACAUGUCCAGGAACAGUGUGGGUCUGCUGGCCAUAUACAGUGGGGGAGUGAUACCUCUACUCGUCAAACUACUAGGCUCAUCGGUGGAGAAAGUGGUGUUCCUCUCCAUGACAUGUCUCCACAAUCUACUCCUACAUCAGCAGGGAGCCAAGGAGAAGAUCAUCCAGGCAGGGGGAGUGGUCAAAAUAUCCCAGCUAUUCAAGGUCAACAAUGCCAAAUUCCUAGCACUGGCUGCAGACUCGCUACAGAUGCUAGCAUAUGGAUUAGAAGAGGUGAAAGAAGAAAUUGCUUCAACUGGAGUGUUGGAAGAACUCAUUCGAAUCAUGAGCUCGGCCGAGUAUGAGAAACUGUUGUGGACGUGCAGUCGGCUGCUCAAAGUGCUCUCGGUGAAUGGAAAAGCGAAGGUCACGUUGGUCCAAACAAGUGCCAUGCAGAUUCUGGGUGGACUUCUCACCCAGCAGCCGACGCCCAUGAAUAAGAGCAUAGUGUCCAACUGUCUGUGGACAUUAAGGAACCUGUCGGACGUGGCGAGUAAGAACGACAACGUGGAUAAUCUGAUUCAGAAGUUAGUCACAUUUCUGUCGAGUGGGGAUCUGAGUUGGGCUACUUGUUCAUCGGGAGUGUUGUCUAAUCUCACUUGUAAUAACAGCAGAAACAAGACAGUUUGCACACAGGUGAGCGGAGUGCAGGGUCUGGUUGCAGUUGUGAAGCUGUGUCUGGAGAACUCAGUGCCAGACAUGACUGAGCCAGCGAUCUGUGCCCUCAGACACAUCACAGCCAGACACCACGAGGCGAACACCGCCCAGAACAGUGUGAGGAAGGAAGGUGGCAUCCCCCUCGUGUGUGAGAUGUUGGAGCGGAACCAGGCAGGCAACAAUUGGCCAGUGAUCAAAGCAGUGAUUGGACUGGUGAGGAAUCUGGCUCUGGCAGCUGCCAAUGUGUCCAUCCUCAGCCAGUGCAAUGCCGUCAUGCAUCUGACAGGUCUCCUGCAGUAUGCAUUUGGCAUUCUGCAACACGAGGCCUCAACUGGAGUGGCGGAGAGUCCGGAUGCGUUCGAUGGAGUGAGGAUGGAGGAGAUAGUAGAGUGGAGCACAGCCGCCCUGCACAUUCUGGCCAGGAACCCAAACAUCAGGGCAGCUAUGCGCAGUUUGAAUGUGGUGCCGAUGCUGAUCCAGAUUCUGUUCUCCCAGAAUGAGAACAUGGUCAGGGUGGUGUGUGGACUGUUGAAUGAACUCAGCAGGGACGAGGAGGGAGCCAGAGUCAUCGAGAUGGAAGGAGCGAGUGAACAACUGCAGAGUCUGGUGCAUGCCACGGACACCCACAUAGCCGCCUACUCUGCCUCAGUCCUCUACAACAUCCUCUCUUACAUGGACAACAAAAGCUCACAGGUGGAGCACAUGAAGCGUCUCUCUGUGGACUUGACUAACCAGAUGAACAAUGAAAUCAGGAGGACAGGUGGGGACCCCCAACAUGACAACCUCAUGAUGAUAGGAGAGGAGACUCAGAGGAACUUCAGCGGGACUGAGGACCAGUGGCAGAACAACAACAGUAAUCAACAACAAUACCAUCUGCAUCAGGACACUACCUCUCAACAGCAGCAACAACACAUAGGCAUGUAUGGCUCAGACUUGUAGAAGAGGAGACGAAAGAAAGAAAAGAUGGUAACAAUUAACAAUAACUAGCCACUAAUAGAAAACAAUACCCUGCUUGCGAAAACAAAGGAAACGCAUUUUUUGUUUGGAUUACCCUGCAAUAUCAUCACCAUGAUAUGGAAAAGGCGAAAGUCUCUUGAUGAUUGAUGAAUUACUGAGAGCGUGAAACUUACAGAAAACGAAAAGCUGAAUUGGACAAAAAGCUAUGACGAGAUCAGUAAAAGUUCAAUGGUAUCAGAAUUGUCAGCAAACACAAAGCAGCUUAAAAUGGAAGUGUAAAAUGAAAAAUCAACCAAGCAACGUUCCCUCUAGCUAUGCUUUUAUUUUGAAAUCGAUCCCGUAUAAAAUAUGCAUUUCAA
This is a messenger RNA of Symsagittifera roscoffensis, 2596 nucleotides long. RefSeq names its product armadillo segment polarity protein-like. The record is from RefSeq and is a predicted model, not a curated record. The coding region runs from base 3 to 2219 and encodes 738 amino acids. Gene Ontology annotation, biological process: cell-cell adhesion; positive regulation of transcription by RNA polymerase II; canonical Wnt signaling pathway. The transcript has 14 exons. Gene Ontology annotation, cellular component: catenin complex; cytoplasm; nucleus. NCBI's taxonomy places the organism in Eukaryota, Metazoa, Xenacoelomorpha, Acoela, Convolutidae. Gene Ontology annotation, molecular function: alpha-catenin binding; transcription coactivator activity; nuclear receptor binding.